Messenger RNA from Angiostrongylus costaricensis, 528 nucleotides. The record is from the annotation of a GenBank genome assembly. Lineage: Eukaryota; Metazoa; Nematoda; Chromadorea; Rhabditida; Metastrongylidae.
GACCACUUUCUUCCUGGUCCAUCUCUACAUAAGAUUGCGAAGGCGAAAGUGGUAACAAAUGGACACAAAAAACCGCUUGCAACUUUUAGUAUUUGCGGGAAAAGUUUGUCAUCCAAACGAUCAUACGACGAGCAUAUGAACAUUCACAAUGAUGCCAGACCAUUCGCGUGCGACCACUGUAAUUAUGCUGCAGCGAGCCAGAUGACAUUACGACGUCACAAGUUACGUAGUCACACGGCAAGGCGUGACUGGGGUUACAAAUGCCCGUAUUGCUACGAGUCAUAUAUGGAGCCAGCCAGUUAUCAGCAGCAUGUGCAAUCCCGACAUUUUGGAAGGUCGGCCACAUUUGGUUGUCCAUACACUCAGUGCAACUUCCACUCUAAAUGUUUUCGACAUUUUCGCGAACAUUUGGCCAAGCACAACAAUUAUGAUUGGUCAGUUCCGAUUUUGACACGAAAUUGUGAACUGAAAGAGUGCUUCAACAGAAGUUACAAAAACGGAAAGGACCAUAAAUCUGGAUACUUUUGA